Quercus robur (English oak) is the source of this 1014-nucleotide messenger RNA. Its product is annotated as stromal 70 kDa heat shock-related protein, chloroplastic-like. Gene Ontology annotation, biological process: protein refolding; cellular response to unfolded protein. Bases 33 to 557 code for a protein of 174 amino acids. Gene Ontology annotation, molecular function: heat shock protein binding; misfolded protein binding; ATP binding. The record is from RefSeq and is a predicted model, not a curated record. The transcript is spliced from 6 exons. Gene Ontology annotation, cellular component: cytoplasm; chloroplast. Lineage: Eukaryota; Viridiplantae; Streptophyta; Magnoliopsida; Fagales; Fagaceae.
GGGGUAUGCAAUAACACAAAUGAGAUGACUACAUGUUUCUUGAGGUUGGAGAUGGAGUAUUUGAGGUACUUUCCACAUCAGGGGACACUCAUCUAGGAGGAGAUGAUUUUGACAAGAGAAUAGUUGAUUGGCUUGCCCAAAACUUUAAAAGAGAUGAAGGAAUAGACCUUCUGAAAGACAAGCAAGCUCUACAACGUCUCACAGAGACUGCGGAGAAAGCAAAGAUGGAGCUGUCAUCUCUGACUCAGACCAGUAUUAGUUUACCUUUCAUUACCGCCACUGCGGAUGGCCCAAAACACAUUGACACCACCCUGACAAGGGUCAAAUUUGAAGAAUUAUGUUCAGAUUUGCUAGACAUGUUACAAGGACCAGUUGAAACUGCCUUGAAAGAUGCAAAUCUUUCCUUCAAAGAUUUAGAUGAAGUAAUCCUUGUUGGUGGUUCUACUCGCAUCCCAUCUAUUCAGGAGCUUGUGAAGAAGAUGACUGGAAAAGAGCCCAAUGUGACUGUAAGUCCUGAUGAAGUUGUUGCUCUUGGGGCUGCAGUUCAGGAUGGUUAGAGAAGCUGAAAAGUUUGGAAAUAGGAAGACAUGGAAAGAGGGAUGCCAUAGACACAAAGAACCAAGCUAACUCAAUUUUGUACCAAAUUGAGAAGGAACUUAAAGAGCAGGGAGACAAAAGUUCCUGACCCAAUCAAGGAGAAAGUAGAAGCUAAAGUGGAAGACCUCAAGGAUGCCAUCCCCGGUGGAUCAACCCAAGCCAUUAAAGAUGCAAUGGCUGACCUGAAUCAAGAAAUUACAUAACUGGAGCUGUCAACAUGACAUGACUUUGAAUUGGAUUCCUAUUAAAAGCCUAUUAACUUUUCUGGAUUGACUUCUUCAGUUCUUUGCAUGCACUGCAACAAUUGUCUAUCCUAAAUUUUAGGACUAUAGCUUUGUUGCUGUUGUAGUUGUAGUAUGACAAUAUCUCUUUUAUAUUGAGUAAUUUGGGUGUAUUGGGGUUUGGGUUUUGUGAGAA